Xiphias gladius (swordfish) is the source of this 1313-nucleotide messenger RNA. RefSeq names its product GT1 domain-containing protein. The record is from RefSeq and is a predicted model, not a curated record. Bases 107 to 856 code for a protein of 249 amino acids. The transcript is spliced from 7 exons. Gene Ontology annotation, cellular component: nucleus. Lineage: Eukaryota; Metazoa; Chordata; Actinopteri; Istiophoriformes; Xiphiidae.
ACGAUCUGUUUACUAAAUCUAGCAUUGAAACAUCUCGGAUAACUGCGCGCACCCGCUCCGCCAUAAAGGGGAUAUCAAUCGCACGCCGAAACACGGAUCACAGUUAAUGAACACAGACAGAGAUUUCCAGAUGAUGAAAAAACAUGAGAGGGCACAUUUUUUCAGCUCUAAAGAGCAGGAACUCAUUUUGAAGUUGUAUGAAGAAGAAAGAGAGAUAUUGACAGCCAAAUCCAACACUACAAGCGCCUCUAAACUGAGAGAGGAAGCCUGGCAGAGAAUUGCUGAUAAAAUCAAUGCGGUAUCGGACAGUGGCUACAAAAGGACAUGGCAGCAAGUUAAAGUCAAACACAAAAACAUAGUGCAAACAGCAAAAAGAAGAAGGGUCGAAGUGAUGAGGAAUGAGGGGGGGUCAGCAACCCCUUCGCUGACCUCUGCUGAGGAGGAUGUGCUGCAGCACAAAGACCAUAGGCUGAGAGUGGAGGUCCUCCCUGGGGGUGCCUGUAUUGAGCCACUGACUGGAUCCGACGGCUCUUUUAUCAGUGUGUCAGGCCACCCUGUCCUCCUCCUGCCUGUAACAAAGACUGAGCCAGAGAGCUUGAGCAGUGAUGAGACAGAUGUCAGUGAUACACAUUUUGAAGGGAAUGUGCAAAGUAGCAGCUUCCAGGAAAGGUCCAACUCAGCACUUGCUACAACCGGGGGCAGAAGUGCAGAGAGGCAGACAGACGACAUAAGGGCCCUUUACUGCUGCUACCUCAAAAAGGAGAUAGAGAACCGCGACCAACAGAUGGCAUACAGAGCACUUAAAAUGAAGAAGCUGGAAAAAGAAAUCUUAUUACUUGAUAAGCAGUUAAAGUGACUAUGCAAAGAAAUGAUAGUGUUUAUAUCCUAUCAUUAUGUUAAAGCAAACUUUGAUUUACUUAGGUCAGACAACAGUAAUAAAUUGCUUCGGUUAUAUAUAUAUAUUAUAAUAUGUCAUAUACAGACAUAUUUCGCCUUGCCUACAGCAUACCUGGAGUGGUGUGUGUGGUCUCAGUCUAACUGAGCAUGUACUAGAUUUGGCACAUGCUCAGCUAGAUUGAGGUCAGAUAGAUUAGUCAAGACCUCUUUUUGGUUGCCUUGUCUGUUGUGGCCAACCCCACAUCGCGUUGCUGAAACAUUUGUAAUAAGAUGUGGAAUCACCUAAUGUGAAAAAACUCCGAGGUGUGACACUAGGCUACCUGUACAUUUAGGCUGUGCAAAGUCUUUCUAUAUUCAUCUCUCUCUUUAAAUGACAAGCAAAAAUGUCAUUGGUUUACAUUCAUUUUUAAAAUGUA